AUGAAGAUCAUUGUGAAGAUUUUUUUCAUCCAUGCAAUAUCCAGAAUUCGAAUAACAAUCCACACAAGAUCAACACUGCCGGUCAAAACAAAGGAGGCCUCUCAUCCUGGCAACAACUCUUUGUAUGGAAAUCACAUUCAGAAUGUUCCAUCCAUGUAUCCAACUUCUGUUACGUACACUACUGGAGGGUCAACUUCUCCAGUCUAUUAUUCGAAUUUCCCAACUCAACCAACAUCGAAUUAUUACGCCCAGAAUCAAGUUGGAGGUCAAAACCAUCAUGAAUAUACAGGAAGCAUCAGUAGAUCAACAAUGAUGAACAAUUCAAACAUGGUGUCACCAACCACCACCACUACAAUGAGCACAAAUCAUGGAGUACAACUUCCAACCUUAGUUGUCAUGUCUUUUAAUGUAUUGGCAGAUUGCUAUGUGAGCGAUGAACGGUAUGAGCACAUUUCGAAUAAGAAUUUCUUAAAGUGGCAAAAUAGAAAGUCAAAAAUUUUUCACACACUGAAGGAUCGACCUUAUGACAUCAUUGGAAUUCAAGAAAUUGAUCAAAAUCACAAAAAGGAGUUUUCAGAUUUUGCAUCCAACCAUGGAUACACCAUCUUGAUCAGAGACAAACUUCCAAGAAAAAAGGAUAGUAUUGCGAUCAUGUUCAAAACGAGUCGAUUCGGACAGCCAAUUGGACAAGGAAGUGAACAAAUUAUUGAGGGAUACCCAGAAGUGUUUCAAUACGUUCUAUUGAAGGAUCCUCUCUCUAAUUCAUUAGUUAUUGUUAUGAAUUGUCAUUUGACUUUCCAAAGAGACGCAAUUACUCCAAGAGAAAAUCAAGUGAAAAGGAUGGUCGGAGUUUUAAAAGAUCUUCAUUCAAAACAUAAGCAGUAUUCAACGAAUAGAAUUUCGGUUCUUUUGCUCGGUGAUUUCAACACUCAACCUCAUGAGAGUCCUGUGAAAUUUAUGGAAAAUAGCAUGUUGCAAAGAGCACACCAAGAUCGACCUGAUUUUUGGACCUUUUCAACCUCACACCAAGGUGUGUGA
Molecule: messenger RNA, 1038 nt
Organism: Naegleria fowleri
Lineage: Eukaryota; Heterolobosea; Eutetramitea; Acrasida; Naegleriidae
Exons: 1
Coding region: 1-1038 (345 amino acids)
Molecular function (GO): 3'-5'-RNA exonuclease activity
Source: RefSeq, a predicted model, not a curated record